Molecule: messenger RNA, 3398 nt
Organism: Salarias fasciatus (jewelled blenny)
Lineage: Eukaryota; Metazoa; Chordata; Actinopteri; Blenniiformes; Blenniidae
Product: rabphilin-3A-like
Exons: 19
Coding region: 169-2088 (639 amino acids)
Biological process (GO): regulation of calcium ion-dependent exocytosis; intracellular protein transport; spontaneous neurotransmitter secretion
Cellular component (GO): synapse; extrinsic component of synaptic vesicle membrane; postsynaptic membrane
Molecular function (GO): small GTPase binding
Source: RefSeq, a predicted model, not a curated record
AAAGGUUUUGGUGACAGGCACCACCAUGCGCAAUGACUAAGUCAGUGGUUGGAUGAUCGGAGCGCUGCACAGACAUUCAGUCCGCAUCAUUCCCUGACAGCUCCCAGAGAGAGAGGAGGAGGAGAGGAACGGAGGCAGGGCUGGAUCUUCAGACUGCAAUAGUGCGGCAUGACCGACACGGUGAUGAGCAGCAGCUCGGGUCGCUGGGUGUCCAAUGACAGGCAGAGUAGCAUGCAUGCCAGCGGCAAAGAACAGGGAAACUGGACCAUGCAGGCAGGCCCUGGUCCUGGUCCAGAUCUGACAGAUGAAGAGAAGGAGAUUAUAAACAAUGUGAUCGCCCGGGCUGAGAAAAUGGAGGCCAUGGAGCAGGAAAGAAUCGGGCGCUUGAUAAACCGCCUGGACGACAUGAAGAAGACGGUGUGUGGGGAUGGAGUGUCUCGCUGUUUACUGUGUGGGGAGCAGCUGGGAUCACCGGGGGUCAGCUCAGUGGUGUGUGAGGACUGCAAAAAGCACAUGUGCACCAAGUGCGGCACUCAGUGUGGCAGCCGGCCACGCGCCGUGUGGCUGUGUAAGAUCUGCAGAGAACAGCGAGAGGUAUGGAAGAGGUCUGGUGCCUGGUUCUUCAAAGGUUUUCCGAAGCAUUUCCUGCCGUCACCCAUGCCGUUAUCCAAAGCAAAAGAAACAGGAGCCCAGGAGGGAGCGGAGGCUCAGAGGCCAGCAGCUUCUGAGCCCCGGAAGACAGUUUCCCAACCAAAACCAGCAGAUGAGAAUGAGACUCAGGCUCCUGCGUCUGAGCAGCAAACUUCAGGAGCGGAGUCACAGGGCCACGCCGGGUACCCACCUGUAGCCCCUAAACCGGUCCUGCGGAUGGCCACGGGCGGGGCUGGGCCUGCAGAGGCGGGGCAGGGCAGCCCAGUGGUGAUGAAGAAGAUGGUGCCCGUGCAGAGCUCCAGACCUCAGCCCGCUGCAUCGGGCGCCAUGGCUCAACAGGGUCCAGCAGCAGGAGAUGGAGGAGCUUAUCCUCCUGGUGCAGCUCCUCCAGAGCAGCGAGCGCCUCCUGCGGUAAGGGAGGAGAGGAGGCAACCCGCUGCCUUCAGCGCUCCCGCUGCCCGGCAGCAGCCUCCCCCAGCUGAGGAGGAGGAGGAGGCCAACGACUAUGACUCUGAUGAAGCCACCACUCUGGGCUCUCUGGAGUUCAGUCUUUUCUACGAGCAGGAAAGCAACAGCCUCCACUGUAGCAUCCUCAAAGCAAAGGGACUGAAGCCGAUGGAUUCAAACGGACUGGCGGAUCCUUACGUCAAGCUUCAUCUGCUGCCGGGGGCUAGUAAGUCAAACAAGCUGCGCACGAAGACUCUGAGAAACACCCGCAACCCUGCGUGGAAUGAAACGCUCACCUACCAUGGCCUCACCGAUGAAGACAUGCAGCGGAAGACCCUCAGACUCUCCGUCUGCGAUGAAGACAAGUUUGGGCACAAUGAGUUUAUUGGGGAAACCCGAGUGGCUCUGAAGAAGCUGAAGAUGAAUCAGAAGAAAAACUUCAACGUGUGUUUAGAGAGAGUCGUGCCUACAAAGAGAACCGCCACAGCUGGAGGAGCCAGAGGGAUUUCUCUCUACGAGGAUGAGUCAGUGAAAGACGGAGCGGAGGUAGAAGAGCGCGGUCGGAUUCUGAUCUCCCUCAUGUACAACACCCAGCAGAACCGGCUCAUCGUCGGCGUCGUCCGCUGCGUUCACCUGGCUGCCAUGGACGCUAACGGCUACUCCGACCCAUAUGUCAAAAUAUGUCUGAAGCCUGACAUGGGGAAGAAGGGCAAGUGCAAAACUCAGAUCAAGAAGAGGACUCUGAAUCCAGAGUUUAAUGAGGAAUUUGCCUACGACAUCAAACACAGCGAGCUGGCCAAGAAGUCGUUAGAUAUCUCAGUGUGGGAUUACGACAUUGGGAAGUCCAACGACUACAUAGGUGGGUGUCAGCUGGGCAUCACAGCCAAAGGAGAGAGGCUGAAACACUGGUACGAGUGUUUGAAGAACAAGGACAAGAAGAUCGAGCGCUGGCACACUUUGUUGAAUGAGAAUCACGUCGCGAGUGAUUAACCACUCCCCCCUCCUCCAUGAAGCAUGAGUUUGCCUUUCCCCGAUCGGUUUGCGUUCAUCUCCUCAGGCACUUUUUUCCCCCCUUCAUGUUGUCAUUUUGAUGUAUUCUUUCACUACUCGACUAACCGCCACACAGGCAUUACUCACACUUGUCCACACUCACGUGGUUUUUUCUCUCUUCUUAUUAAAACUUUCUCUGCUCUGUGCUGACACCUCUAUAUCUGCCUCCGGCGCAAAACAUGGCGUGAAGGGAUUCGGACUUACGUCGAUGCGAGCGAGACGUCCGUCGGCGAUGCUGAACAUGUUCUUUGCUUAAGAAAGCGAAUCGUGACUGGCACUGGCACAGAACAAGAAAAAAAAGCAAUAUGUUAUGGCAUUUGAUAUCAGAAUCACUGUUCAUGCCUGAAAUCCAUCAGACCAUCAGGGUAUCACAUUUCCUUUCACGUGGGAUUAGAUAAUGCUGUAGUGUAACACUUGAACUGUAUAAGCAUGUCAAGCCACAAACAUGAGAAAAACUUACAGCCGCAUCUUCAAAUACUUUAACUGUCGUGAACAUAUUGUAUAUUUCCAUGAAGAAAUGUUUACAUAUUGAUACAUUGCUCAGGUUAGGAUAGACAUCAGAUGCUACAGAUAAUACAUAAGUCUGUGGACCAUGAGCUAGAUGAAUAUUUAUUAAGUUGCUGUUAAUUUGUGAUAUUAAAUUAUAGCACACCUAGUUUAAGGAGAUUUUUGAUGUAUAAUUACUCAAAACUGUGAAUUUUAAGUUUGUGGGAAGUAUUAACUAUGUGUUUAAAUAAUCUAAGGAAAAAAAGUAAACCAUGAUGUUUAUUUUUCACUUAAUUUCUUAGUUGUGAUGAGACUUGGCAGGAAAAAAAAAAAAGGAAUCUCAUCCUGCUACCUCUACUCCUCUGAAGCUUGCGGUUCAAUCUGAAACCUCAGAGGUUUUCUACUGCGGUGUUUACACUGAACGCACACAGUCAGGUUUCUCAACAGGUCUCCCGAACAAAUUUGGCCGGUCUGUGUAACCUGGAGAGAAGUUGGAACGGUUCGUGUCAUAAGUAUGUGCAGCUUUACUUGCAUGCACUGUGCCGUGACCCUUGUGUGCCUGGGGCAGUCAUGGCCCGCUUUUACCCCUGAUCUUACUCUUUGCACAAACGCGGGGCCACUCCCCCCCCCCCUGCCACACCCCAAUCAUUCAAGGCUUUCGUGUGUGUUUGUUCACCAAUCACAGCAAACUAAGGAAAGCACACCUUACAAAGUGGAAUGACCUCAAUUUAUACUUCUGUCUGCAAGUAAUACCCACGACGAAA